AACAUUACAACACGAAAUGUCCCCUUACGACCAAAGUAGAAACUGCAGCUUCUGAACACGGGCUUUUGUUUUCUAUGCUUAAAAUGUAGAACUGUCAUUGGGCACCACGAUUUUGUUCUUUUUACUUCUAUUCCUUUGUUUUUAAGGGCCAUAGAAAUUCUGCGGAUUAAUUAGUUGCAGUUUUUUUCUUUUUUAAUGGUAGUAUAAAGUAAUCCGUGCGAGCCGUAUCCACCUUCCUUAUCGCCUUCAAGUACCUUUGCAGUACUUGGCACUGCUGUGGGUUCAGUCGGUCUCAGCUUCGUAUGAUCGGACGAAGCAGAAAAGCAGGACAUAAAGAGAAAUAACACAAAGGGAUAAACAUGUUGCAGAGCCUCGCCGGAUGGAUAGGCGCUGUUAUUUAUUACCUGUUUGUAUUACUUGUGAUCGCAUUUGCAUGUUACUGUUUGUACAUAAAGUACAUUCACAUGAAGUAUGACCAUAUACCCGGACCCCCACGAGACAGCUUUUUUUUAGGACAAUCCCCUUCAAUACUAAGACGGUUCAAGGCAAACCAGUCAGUGCAUGAUUUAUUCCUGGAAUGGUCUCUCAAGUAUGGCCCUGUCUGCCGAAUCAACAUGCUUCAUUAUGUUGCCAUAACCGUCGCAAGUCCAGAAGCCACAAAGGAAUUCCUGAUGUCAUCAAAAUACCCCAAGGAUGCUUUUGUCUACAAAGGUCUCUUCAACUUGUUUGGGACAAGAUUUAUGGGAAAUGGCUUGGUUACGGACACAGACCACGAUCACUGGUACAAACAGCGCCGGAUUAUGGACCCCGCCUUUAGCAAUACGUACCUGAGGGGGUUAAUGGAGACCUUUAAUGAGCGUGCGGAGUUUCUGGUAGAGAAGCUGGAAGAAGCUGCGAAGAACAACACAUCUGUGCACAUGCACAGCCUGCUCAACUGUGUUACCCUUAGUGUCAUUGCCAAGGUCGCCUUUGGUAUUGAUGUGAAUUUGCUAGAAACUGAGUCUCCAUUUCCCAAGGCCAUAGAGACAUGCUUGAAGGGUAUGGCGCACCAUUUCAGAGAUCCAAUGAUACAGCUGAAGCCGUGGAUGUGGGGUUUUACUAAAGAGGUGAAGGAGGCCAUACGAUUUCUACGUAGGACUGGGGAAGAGUGUAUCAGGGAGAGGAAGAAUGCUAUCAAGAAUGGGGAGGAGGUGCCAAAGGACAUCCUUACCCAGAUUCUGAAAACCGCCGAACUAGAGGAGCAUGAUGAUCAUGAGCAAAUGCUGGACAACUUCCUUACUUUCUUUAUAGCUGGGCAAGAAACCACAGCCAAUCAGUUGUCCUUUGCUGUACUGGAACUUGGAAGGCACCCUGAAAUACUAGAGAAACUCAGGCAAGAGGUGGAUGAUGUCCUGGGUGUAAGGCAGGACAUUCAGUAUGAAGACCUUGGGAAGCUGACCUAUAUGUCCCAGGUCCUGAAGGAGACACUCAGAUUGUACCCCACAGCUCCUGGAACCUCACGGUGGAUUGCUGAAGACAUGGUCAUAGAAGGAAUUCACAUUCCCGGAGGGCUUCCAGUUGCAAUGAGCUCUUAUGUGGCAGGGAGGAUGGAAGCGUUCUUCCCGGAUCCGCUGAAGUUUGAUCCUGAAAGAUUUCACCCUGACGCCCCAAAACCCUACUACACCUACUUUCCCUUUGCCCUGGGACCUCGCUCCUGCCUCGGGAAAACCUUCUCACAGAUGGAGGCAAAGGUUGUGCUGGCCAAACUGGUGCAGAGAUUUCAUUUCCACCUGCUCCCCGGCCAGUCCUUUGAGAUCAUGGAUGUGGGAACUCUGAGACCCCGCAGUGGAGUUCUCUGCAAUAUAAAAUCACGAAGUCAGGCUUCUUAAGCCUGGGCCGCCCAGUGCAACAGAUCAUCAUCACUUUACAGUCAGGAUCUUAAUUGCUAGAAGCAGGCUGCAUUCUUCAUAGGGGCAUGUAAGGUUUCAGCUUAAAAAAUCAACCACUCAAUAUACUCGUACUACUAAAUAUCCACUAAUAAAUACAUUUAAGUCUAAAUUUCCUGCAUGGCUGGUACUCUGGCUUAUUAGUUAGCAUUGUUGCUGCUGGCCUUCGCGGUCUGUGUGCGUACUUCACUUGUGUUCCUUGUAACAUGUGUGUGUCCUCUGGUGAACUUCCAUGCCAUACAGAGUCUUCCCCUGCCGCCUGCCCUGGCUUGUCUGGAACAGGCUUCAGGCCUCCUCUCUGUAACCCUGACAAAUGGUUAGAAGAGUGAUGGAUGGAUGGAAUUCCAGACAUUUUCUUGUUUUAAUGAGUGAUGUAAUUGAAUAUACAAUGGGGUUCGUAUGCUGUGUCAUAUUAAACAAUGAUGAAAAAAAUCAA
Messenger RNA from Brienomyrus brachyistius, 2361 nucleotides. Its product is annotated as cholesterol 24-hydroxylase-like. Gene Ontology annotation, biological process: cholesterol catabolic process. NCBI's taxonomy places the organism in Eukaryota, Metazoa, Chordata, Actinopteri, Osteoglossiformes, Mormyridae. Bases 360 to 1868 code for a protein of 502 amino acids. Gene Ontology annotation, molecular function: cholesterol 24-hydroxylase activity; iron ion binding; heme binding. The record is from RefSeq and is a predicted model, not a curated record. The transcript has 15 exons.